CUAAAAGCUUCGAACUUUUGUCUGCGGUACAACCAAAUUUGCAGAAACAAGUUCGAGACUCGACUCGCGCGACUCGGGGAGACUUAGCUCGUUUAUCCUAGACUCUUUAGUCCUGAGGCUGAUUGGUAGAAAAAAGUCGCAAAGCUUGGAUUGAGAAUCAUGGAAGCGAAGAAAGUGACAGAAGAGGAAGAAGAGUCAUGGAGGAGAGAGAUAGUAACAAGCGUUAUGAGAUUAGUGAGCACGAGAUUGCCUCAGACAGAUCUAAUUUCUCUACUUCUCGUUAGCCCUUGGCUUUAUCGCACUCUCAUCUCCUACCCUUCAAUCUGGCUGAACAUCGAUUUGCGCGAGAUGACCAAUGCAGGGGAUCGGCUUUUAGCUGCUCUGUCCUUGCCAAGAUAUAGACAAGUGAAGCAUAUCAAUCUUGAAUUUGCCCAGGGUGUUGUGGACAGUCAUCUCAAACUUGUGAAAGCCGAGUACCCGGAUGCUCUUUUAAGUUUAGAAUGCUUGAAUCUGAAUGGGUGCCAAAAGAUAUCAGACAAUGGAAUCGAAGCUAUAACUAGCAUAUGUCCAAAGUUAAAAGUUUUUUCUAUCUACUGGAACGUAAGGGUGACUGAUGCUGGUAUUAGACAUUUAGUGAAAAAUUGCAGACAUAUCAUUGAUUUGAACUUAAGUGGCUGCAAGAGUCUAACGGACAAAAGUAUGCAGCUAGUAGCUGAAAGUUAUCAAGACUUAGAGUCACUGGAUAUCACUAGGUGUGUUAAGAUUACAGAUGAUGGAUUACUUCAAGUGCUACAAAAAUGUUCCUCUCUCCAGACCUUAAAUCUCUAUGCUCUUUCAGGCUUCACAGACAAAGCCUACAAGAAGAUAUCACUUUUACCUGACCUAAGGUUCUUAGAUCUAUGUGGCGCUCAGAAUUUAUCCGACGAGGGGCUUGGUCAUAUAGCUAAAUGCAAUAAACUGGAGUCUCUCAACUUGACAUGGUGUGUGCGUAUCACAGAUGCAGGUGUGAUAACCAUUGCUAAUAGUUGUACCUCCCUCGAAUUUCUCAGCUUGUUUGGAAUAGUUGGGGUGACUGAUAGAUGUCUGGAGACCCUCUCGCAGACAUGCUCUACUUCACUCACCACUCUUGACGUCAAUGGCUGCAUCGGCAUCAAGAGACGAAGCCGUGAAGAGUUGCUUCAGAUGUUCCCUCGUCUGACAUGCUUCAAAGUACACAGCUAAAAUUUGCUCAUAAUUAGAGGAGGACUCUCAACAAAUGUCUAUUCUUCAGUUAUACAACUUACAAUCACAUUUUUGUUAUGUAUUUUAUAUGAGUUUGCAAGCCUAAUAGAAAAGGAGUUAUUUUUUGAGCAA
This is a messenger RNA of Arabidopsis lyrata subsp. lyrata, 1353 nucleotides long. Its product is annotated as F-box protein At3g58530. The transcript is spliced from 12 exons. Gene Ontology annotation, cellular component: SCF ubiquitin ligase complex. Gene Ontology annotation, molecular function: protein binding. The record is from RefSeq and is a predicted model, not a curated record. The coding region runs from base 160 to 1221 and encodes 353 amino acids. Lineage: Eukaryota; Viridiplantae; Streptophyta; Magnoliopsida; Brassicales; Brassicaceae. Gene Ontology annotation, biological process: SCF-dependent proteasomal ubiquitin-dependent protein catabolic process.